Messenger RNA from Drosophila suzukii, 993 nucleotides. The record is from RefSeq and is a predicted model, not a curated record. Lineage: Eukaryota; Metazoa; Arthropoda; Insecta; Diptera; Drosophilidae.
AUGAGCACACGUGUGAAGAGGAGCGAAGCGCGCAGUAUGAUGGCUGCCCACCAGCCGUCCGGAGGAUCCAGCCCGGGGAAAGGAUGGUCGACAACCCGGCCUACCCGAACCUCGCGGCGGAUCUCCGGGCGGGGCAUUCCCGAGCCGGUCAUCAGGUCCGACAACGACGGCGAGUUGGUGGAAGACCCGCGGGUGGAGCAGCAGCGAUGGCGGCUUCGCAGAGCUGUCAACCGGGCCUACGGCCGCAUUCCGACUGGCGCGGCGGAGGUCGAAUGGACCAGCGAGGAGCCGCCCCAGGACCAGCAGGCUCCCGGUAGCCACGCCGAGUCUCUGGCAGCGGCUACGUGGGAAUAUCGCCGGAAGUGCGUGGAGCGACAGCGGAGCGAGAAGCGGCGGUUGAAGGAGAUGGAGGAAUCACCGGAGAGGCAGCCCCAACUGCGGACGGCCGAGGAGGAGGAGCAGCAGCUGUGGGGAAAACCCGGGGUACCCACCCACACCGAGCACACCGAACAACGACAGCAGCCACAACGCGAGCAGCCACCACCGCAGCAGCAACCGGAACAACUCGAGCAGCCACCACCGCAGCAGCAGCCCGUACGACAACAGCAGCCACAACGCGAGCGACGCCAGCAGCAACAACCCGAUCCGUCGCAGCAACAGCCAGGGAAUUCGAUGGGACAACACAUCCGAACGAGCAUACCGGCGGCGCACGUGAUCCACAGUACCCGGACGUUCGUGGCCGAAGGGGUAAGGUGGCGGCAGCAGACGGUCGUCUGGACCUGGCCGGAGGAACCCGCGGAGGAGACGGCGGCGACGGAGGAGCCCCGAAUCUGGGAGGAGUGGUCCCCGGGUGAGCCCGCUGAACCCCAGGACCCGCGGCAGACCGGAGCAUUGGGCCCCACCGACACCGAGCACCGGACCGACGACGGCAAGGACAGGGCCAUCGACGCCAGCGCCAACAGGGAGCGCGACGGUAACCGCAGAGCCAGAUGA